Molecule: messenger RNA, 2781 nt
Organism: Gallus gallus (chicken)
Lineage: Eukaryota; Metazoa; Chordata; Aves; Galliformes; Phasianidae
Gene: FASTKD5
Product: FAST kinase domains 5
Exons: 2
Coding region: 106-2559 (817 amino acids)
Biological process (GO): mitochondrial RNA processing; regulation of mitochondrial mRNA stability
Cellular component (GO): mitochondrial matrix; ribonucleoprotein granule
Molecular function (GO): RNA binding
Source: RefSeq, a predicted model, not a curated record
GGUGGCCGGAAGUGGCGGUGGGGCUGGCGGGCGGCAGGGCCACAGCCGGCGACGGCGCCGGGCCCCGUACCUGGAAGCAAUUGUGACCCCAGUAAAUUGUGAUCCAUGGCUACGGUGUUAAUACGCCGAAGAUUUCCAAGGCUGAGCAGGGUGACUACAUUUUUGACUACUGCCAAAUGCAAGGCCGAGAGAGAAAGCAACAAAAGUAAGCAGAAGGAAGAGAACCCAGAAACACCCAACAGCAGACCCGAAUCCACAGCCACAAUCCAGUUGCUGGAUCCUUCGGACUACAGAGUAUUGUAUAAUCCCUCUGCCUAUGCCAAGAGCAGAGCUGCCUCCCAGCAGAGUGCUGCUAGGAGCUGCAGCCAGGCUCUCACUGAUGAUUCCACCAACACUGGCACCUCAAAGGUUCAGCAUACAUUCACUACCACCUCUGCUCAAGCUUUGCCACCUGUCAGAAAUGCCCUGCCAAAGCCCAAACCGCACCUCAAGCAGACCAUGCCAGCACGACUCUCUGCAGCGCAGACCAGGAAGGAGGAGGCAGAAAUGGAUAAAGCAGAGAUGCAUGACUCCAAGGAGGACCCUCGCAUGUUCCAACAAGGGAGGCCUGAGUACAGAACUCUCAGCUAUGAUAAAUUUGAGCCAAUAGAGGCUCUUCCUUCAGAAGAAGGUGACUCGAUAUUGCACAGCAUACCCAUAUCCAAGGGCAGCCACAGCCCAGGAACUGUCACAGAUUAUUUUUGCAAGCUGAGUCAUUUGCCAGUGGAACAACACGCAGAGUUGAUGAUUGACCACAGGUUUAAUACACUGUGUUGCUGUGCUAUUGAGAAUAUCCAGUCAUUCAGCACUUCAGAACUCAUUGAUAUCUUAAAGGCCUGCGUUCGUUUGGUUGUGCCACCCACCCACCCUGUGCUGAAUGCCUGUGAGAAUGAAUUCUGCCGGCGCGUGUGGGACAUGAACCUGGACCAGCUGCUGCUGGUGGCAGAUUGCUGGCGCUGCCUGGGGCGCAGCGUGCCUUCCUACCUGAGCAUUUUGUUCAGCUAUGCCAACAUGCAUUGGAAAGAGCUCACUUUGCCCCAGCUUGUUCAGCUUGUUUAUAUCAUCGGUGAAGGCCGCAAGUCACCCGUGGACUUGAUGCAGAAGCUGGAGAGUGUGAUUUUGAAGUACUUGGAUUCCUGCACCUUGGAGGAGUUGGGUGCUAUUUGCUUAGGGCUCUUCAAAUCCAUCAGUGGUAUCUCUGACCACGUCAUGAGGAAGAUUGCAGACAGAGUCUCCCUGGAGAUGGAAGAUAUGGGCACUUAUGCUUUAGUGAACGUGCUUAAGAUGCUCCGCUACACUCGCAUGGAUCACCUGCCCCUCUUGAGGAAACUUGGGAAAGUUGUCCCUGCUCGAAUUCCUACAACAAACAUCCAGGGUAUCAUGCACAUAACUCUUAGCUGUUCAUCCCUACACUACUAUGAUGAAGGCAUUUUGGCUGCUGUUGCCACGUCAUUGCCUUCCAAAGUGACUUACUGCCGUAGCAAGGAUGCUGCCAAGUUCUUAUGGUCGUUUGGAUGCUUGGACUACGAACCUCCAAACGAGGAAGAGUUUUACUCCAGCCUGAUAGAGCAGAUGCUUAGAAAACGCCAUGAAUUUGAGAAGUUUCCAGAGCAUCUCCUUACUGGCUUGCUUGGCCUGGCAUUUGUCAAACGCUUCCCAGAGGAGCUGAUAGAUUAUGCUUUGAGAGAUGAGUUUGUCCAUAAAGUGAGAGGUAGUAAAUAUGAACUCAGAAAGGACCUGUUCACUCUUGGUAGGAGCGUUGAAAUUGAGUGCCCGGGCUACCAAGGCAGCCGUCUUGCACCUCAGCUUUAUGAAGAGAUGACUGAGAUGGUUCUGAAUUUUGCAGAGCAGGAAAUCUAUGUCAGGCCUGAAAUUGUGGAAGCUGUGUCUCUUCUCAAGAGCAUGUUAGGUGGUCCUGAGUAUGUGAAAAACCACAUGAUUUUGCCUCACACCAGAUCGAGUGACCUGGAGGUUCAUUUGGCCAUGGAUGGGCAUCCCAUCCCUUUCAACUCAAGUGACACUGUUGCAGAUAAGAACCUCAAAGACAUAGGAGUUAGUCUAACAGAUGACCUAAUGGCUCAGCUUAUCAAAGGGAAAUCUAACAGCCAAUCCCCUGCAGAGGGGGAAACUGAAGCUGCAGCUCCUAGACAGGAGUGGAACCAAGCACCAACACCCUCUGUAUCACUUUUGAGUGGGCCCGUUAUCGCAGACACCAGAUUGCAAGUCACGACUCCAUCGGGGAGCUGCCCUGGGGCCUCCCCUUCUCUUGUGCCCCUCCAGCAGCCCCAGGGGGUAAGGCUGGCCAUUCAGGUGUCCAACCGCAACCACUACUGCUACCUGUCCAAGCGGCUCUUGGGGCUGCACUGCCUGAAGAGGCGGCAGCUGCGGCAGCUGGGCUACGUGGUGGUGGAGCUUCCCUUCUGGGAGUGGUUCCCCCUGCUCAAACGCACGCGCUUGGAGAAACUGAGCUACCUCCAUUACAAGGUGUUCAACCCAGUGCUGCUCAGCAGGGCUGGCUGACAGCCCGGGGUCUGCUUGCUUGGGGGCUGCUGCAGCCUCCCAAAGUAGUGCUUGGAAAUGAUCUCUGAGUGCUGGUGAAGCUAUUGCAGGUGCUUUAUGUGCUGAAUCUGCCUUGACGUGUUAGAGAAUUCUGCUCUGUUCAUGAUCAUGUGCCCCGUGCUCUUUGUUGUUACAUCAGUCCGCAAAUGCUGCCAUGACAAAUAAAACCUACCUUUGUAUUAA